Messenger RNA from Esox lucius (northern pike), 3448 nucleotides. Its product is annotated as myelin-associated glycoprotein-like. Lineage: Eukaryota; Metazoa; Chordata; Actinopteri; Esociformes; Esocidae. Bases 432 to 3062 code for a protein of 876 amino acids. The record is from RefSeq and is a predicted model, not a curated record. The transcript is spliced from 12 exons.
UUUCAGUUUUUAUCGAAGUUCAACCAGUCUACAGUUAUUUUCUGCACUUCAAUAGCAGUUGGCUAAAUAAGCAGUAUGCAUUGCAAGCUAUGCCACUAUUUUGUCAAACGUGGAAUUUCCAUCUGCGACAUAAGAAUUGCAGUUAUUGCCACAUCAUCUGCAGUUGCAAGACGACUGAACUUGGAUACACCAACAGGCACCUAAUAUGCUGAAAUGGCUGUCUACCAGUCCAAGUCUUUCGCUUGGGGCUUAACGCGUGUGAGAGGAGCAAACUGCAAUACCACUUCUUUCGACUGCCCUCAGUGACAGACAACAGAAGACAGUCGGAUGCCGCGGUCAUUUAUAAAGACUGAAUUGUUCAUAGGGUUUGAACAGAUAACCAACGACUGAAUACUGAGGAUCCAGUUUAGCCCUAUCUGAUACCGAGCAUUAUGUACAUAACAGGAGCUGGGAAACUCAUAAUCUUUGGAUGUCUACUGCAAGAUGUUCUCUGCCAGGAAUGGUCAGCUUGGAUGCCCUCAAAAAUCGAGGCUCUGAGAGGAUUAUGUGUGGUCAUUCCCUGCUCGUUUACCUUGAGUCCUCAAUAUGAGUCAUGGCUUACAGCUUCGUGCAAAGGAAUAUGGAUGAAAAGAUGGUCACAGGUGUUUGAUUCCAGUCUCACAGGAACUGGCUUCAACGAGAUUCCAGGAAAUCUAACUGGGAACUUGGAACAUAAGGAAUGCACCACAGUCCUGAAUGACCUCCCAUAUCUGAAUCACUACUUUUACUUCAGACUUGAAUGUGGCAGCUCUCUGAAAUUUAGUUUCAGUGAAAGUGUCCGAAUUGUGACAAAAGAUGAUCCAUCCCAACCAACUUUAACUCCAGCCACAGUGGAGGUGAUGGAGGGAACUUCAGUGAAUUUGAUCUGCUCUGCAGCUGCCCCAUGUCCCACUCUACCCCCAACUCUGACAUGGACCCCCACACUCACUGGCAGUAUGCAGGAUUUCCCAGAGCCUCAGAAUCAAGUUCUAACUUCUGUCAUGAACUUCACCGUUUCACAUGUCCACCAUGGAGAGGAGAUCACCUGCACCGCGCUGUACAAACAAAAACCUGGCAUGAGUGAGAAAUCAUCCCAAAAAAGUCUCACAGUCACCGUUUUUUACUCUCCCAAGAACACCUCAGUGUCAGUCCGUCCCUCUUUCUCGGUGGUACAGGACAGCUCUGUGUCUCUGACCUGCAGCAGCUCUGCCAACCCAUACGUAUUGAGUUACAACUGGUACAGAGUUAUUGGAGAACAGGUCACACAAAUUGGUGCUGGAAGUGUGCUAACUGUUCAGGCACCCGCAGAUGACAGUUAUUUCUACUGUGAAGCAAUUAAUAACCAUGGAACCCAGAACUCAUCUGUCAUUCAACUGAAUGGAAUGUACCCUCCUAUGAACACCACAGUGUCAGUCAACCCCUCUGGGCCAGUGGUAGAGGGCAACUCUGUGGUGCUGACCUGCAGCUGUGUGGCCAACCCAGCAGUGAAGAACUACACCUGGUUUAGAAUGGAGGGCACAGAGGAAGUCCCCGUUGGAUCCGGAGAGAGUUUGACCUUGGAUGGUAAAGCGAGUGACAGCGGAGAAUACUACUGUGAAGCUCUUCAUGCAUUAGGAAUGGAAAAAGCCACAGUUGUUCACCUGGACAUUCAAUACCCGCCCAGGAACACCUCUGUGUCAGUCAGUCCCCCUGGCUCAGUAACAGAGGGCAGCACCGUGACACUGGCCUGCAACAGCCACGCCAAACCAGCCGUGAUCAACUACACCUGGUACAGGGUCGACAGACGGGAGAAGGACGUUGUAGGCUCUGAAGAGGAUCUCAACAUCUUUAACGUGACCAGACUUCCAAAUGAACAAUACUACUGUGAAGCUAAGAAUGUCCAUGGACUGCAGAUCUCUGAAGCCAUCCGUGUCAAUGUGACUUUUCCCUCAGAGAUCCUGAACACCUCCCGCUGCAUCAGGAUUGCAGCCAUGUCGCAAAUCCGAUGUUUCUGCGAUAGCCACGGAAACCCCACACCCACACUGGUGUGGCGAUUGGCUGGAGAGACUGUCAAUCACUCUUCUAAUGCAUUCAUCAGGGAGGAGCCAAUGGGCAUAGCAGGCCUGAGAAGCUCCCUCACCAUCCGCCAGUCACAGGAGGAGGAAAUUCCAAAUCUGGUCUGCCUCAGCACCAACUCUGAUGGUUCUGACAGCUUCUCGUUCAACUUAACGUCAUUGGAAAUGUAUGAAGGUUUCCACCCCUUUUCUCUAUUCAUCGGUGCUGGUGUGGGUGCUGGUGUUGGCGCUGGAGUGAUGACGCUUCUCUGUAUCCCACUGCUUCUCAUCUGCAAGCAUAGGAGGGCCAGACAGUCACCAGUCAGAGGACAGGGAGAAACUGGAGAGCUCAUAGUGACUGAGAGGCCCCUCAGUCAGGAGGAGGACAACAUCUAUGCCAAUAACGCCAUGCUGAAGGAGGCCCUGGGGGCUGAGGGGACCGGGGACAGGGACAUGGAGGACACAGAGGACGCGGAGGACACAGACCUCCACUAUGCCAACCUGAAUUUCUCCAAGCUCCAGGCCAGUGUGGCCCAUCUGGGGGAGGGGGAGAUCAGGGGAGUCUCCAAGACGACGGAGUAUGCCAUGAUCCGCCUGGUCUCCGCAGGUAGUAUCGGUAAAGAGGCCGGGGAAGGGAAGGUCAACGAUGGCCUGGAGAAGGGCUGUCACAAUGCAAACCAUGGAGCUAAAGCUGUAGAAGGAACCCAGACACAACCCAAGGGUGUUGUGGAAGCAGGAGCUGCAAAGGAUUCUGGUUUAAAAGAUCAACAUGUUGUGACUAGCUUUGCCCCCACCGUCCAGCCAUCCUUGAAAACCCCACAGGGACAAAAUGAGCAGUAUGACCCAGUGGAGACUGCUGUGGACGAGGUGACAAUACUUUUUGAGCAAAAACCUGGAUCUAUUGGUGAAGAGGAGGCGACGUAUGGGAACAUAUGUCACAGUUUCGAUACAUCAGAGGCAAAUGGAGGACAACCUGGGACAGAUAAGGAGUAUUGUAUAAAGACACAAUGAGUUGAUGCUGUGAGCAUUUAUGCAGAUGACUGAGCAUAAGGUGGUGAGGAAUCAUCCAUAACGCACUGCAGAAAAAUCCUCUUUAGUGCUGUAAAAUCACUACUACAUUUUCCUAAAACAUGUUUUUAUCAGUUGGGAUUCAAUACACUGUAAUUUCCAGAGACUGUGGUUAAGAAUAUGCAUCCUUAUAUAAGUGAAACAAGUGUUUAACUAUUCUAAAAAACAUGUGUUACUUACAUGCCAUUGUAUUCAAACUUAUUAAACGUUUUAAUGUUUAUGCUAACUUUUUAAUGUUUUUUAUAGGAGAAAGACAUAAAAUAAUUUCCCUUUCAACUCACAGUGAAGGGAGUUAUAAAGACUACAGUAAAAUGUCGUAACACAUGUGA